CUACAGGAAGAAGACUCAGAAUAUCCCCCCUCCCCCCUCCGACCAUGGACAGGGGGCACCUUCCCGAGAGGAUACUCAACCUGACCCUGGAGAUCAUCUGCCUGCUGACCGGAGAGAAUUACAUGGUGGUGAAGAGGUCAGGUGACCAGGCCGGGGGCUUCAGCCUCUCCGAUGGUUUGGGUGGACGUACCCCGAGCCCCAUCUCAACGCUCCCACCGCGAUCACUGAUCCAAGAGAGCAACAACAAGCAGAAGAUCCUGGAACUGACCAAUCAGAUCAUCGAGCUGCUGGCGGGGGAGGUUCCUCAGGACAACCAAGACGUCACCUUGAAUUUCUCCAUGGAGGAGUGGGAACAUUUGGGGAGAGGGGCCGGAAGUGCCAUGGAGGACAUGAUGGAGCCCUUCCAAGGUAAAGACCAGACGUGCCAACCACCCUGCUGUGUGUUGUGGUACGAUCCACGUAUCGCCAUGGAAGAUGUCCCGUAG
Nanorana parkeri is the source of this 485-nucleotide messenger RNA. Its product is annotated as gastrula zinc finger protein XlCGF53.1-like. Lineage: Eukaryota; Metazoa; Chordata; Amphibia; Anura; Dicroglossidae. Bases 45 to 485 code for a protein of 146 amino acids. The transcript has 3 exons. The record is from RefSeq and is a predicted model, not a curated record.